CCCGCAGACACAUCCGAAGGACAUGUCAAACUUUUUUUCUUUACUUUCGAUAUGUAAUUAAUUGUAAUGCUAUUUGACACUCGUGUGGAAUAGAGUUGACAGCGUCCUGGGUGGGUUGCGGCGUGCCGGAACCCCUCAUAACUGUGCAGCUGAGGACCUACAAGUACAGUCUCAAGUCCACCAACAUGUCAGAGUGUGUGUCAGAAGGGCUGGACCUGAAGGAGAUGGAGGAGGAUGAGCUGUGGGAGAUGAUCAAUGACAACCGACACCGUAUCUCGCUGGGAGUGAAGCCCUGCAUGCUGAUCCCCUACCUGCGGCAGGCGCGGGUCCUCAACGAACUGGACGAGGACGAGAUCCUGAACUGCAUGAAGUUCACCAACUGGAGCAUGAAAACAAGCCACAUGCUCGAUGUCCUGCGCAUUCAAGGGAGAAAUGGUGCCAUGGCCCUCCUGGAGAGUUUGAUGAUCCACUAUCCCAAACUGUAUACCCAGAUCACAGGUCGCAAGCCCAGUAUAGAGUCCUCAGGGUUCAGUGGCCUCAUUAAGACUUCAGAGCUGACGGAGUACCUGGUGCGUGCAGUGACAGGUAUGCAGCGGGAGCUGCAGGAGGCGCGGCAGCAGGCUUCUGUCCUGUCGGCACGCUGCACGGAGCUGCAGGCAGAGUUGAGCCAGGCACUGCAGCGAGCUGAGGAGCAACAGCGGCUGCAGACGGAGCAUGGGCGGCUACGCAGCCAUAUGGCUGGCCUGCAUCGGGAUGUGCUCAAGCUCAAGGAUGAAAAGUGUGACCUGUAUAUGCGUUACACUGCUGCCAUCGAGGAGAACUCUGCCGUCAACAUCCGCUACCGCGAACUCCAGCUGCAGUUGUACCAGCUCCAGUUUGAGCUCCGCAAGGCUCAGACUGAGACGGACUUCCAGAGGCAGCAGUCUCUCAAGUACAGCAAAUCCGUGGAGAUGCAGGAGUUGCGCGAGGAGGUCAGCGUGCUACGGAGGAAGCUGCUUGAGGCCGAGAAGUUCACACCGGCACGAGAGGACAUCCUGGUGAAGGACCUGGAGGAGGCACGGGACGGGCGCAUGGAGCUGGUGGAGCAAAUUCAUCGUCUGCAGGAGGAGACUGAGCGGCUAGCCAGCGAGAGGGACCAGCUCCUAGAGGAGAAGGAGUGUUUGGCCCUGCAGGUGCAGAAGCUGUCCUUGGACUGUGAAAUGUACCAGCAGAAGAGUGCACUGAUACAGAGCCAGAUGGAGGAGCUACAGCAGGAGAGAGACCAGGCAUACUUGGCAAGGGAUGAAGCUCAGGGCCAGAUCGCCCGGAGCCUGGCAGAGAAAGACACCCUGCGGGGUCAGCUGGUGGAGUUGCAGGAGAAGCUGUUUGCUUUGAGGGUCCAAAGCAACCAGGGGGUGGCCCAGAGUGAGCAGAAGGAGAGGAAGUUUAGCUGGGAGAUGAGUCCUCAAUCCAGCAGUGAGGACCCCCUGCCCUCCACACGUCCGCGCCUCAGACUGUGCAGAAUGGACGCCAUCUGCCCCGAUUACAUGAAAACCAUGGAGAGUAUAGGAUCCUUCAACAGCUUCCGGUCAGUAUGUGCGGAGCCCCCUGGUGCUGAAUCCCUGCGCAGACGACAGCUGGAGGAGAACAGCAGCCUUGACAUUUCAAGAUGGGACUCACAGCCAUCUCUUUCAGACCUGGAAAGCGAAUAUGUCUUCAUAUCAGAUGGCGAUGAAGACGGGACUGCGCCCUUACCUUCUCCUCUCUCUAACAACAUGAGCCCCAGUGAUGGGGAGGCGGUUCCACCAUUUCUGAUCCGGUCUCGGCCCAAGGCGCUGCGUCUUUGUGCCACCUCCCGUGUCCUGACCAUCUCCUUCCAGGGGGAAGCACUCCUUAGUCAGUUGGAGGUGAUUGGCGGAAACAAGACAGGAGUGUUCAUACAUCAUGUGAAGGAGGGGUCAGCGGCACAGAACGUGGGCCUCAGCCCUGGAGCUCAGAUCAUGGAGGUUCAGUAUGAGCAAGGCCAGCAGUCAUUGCGUAUGGUACUGGAGGACUCAACUAUGGAGGAGGCACUCUGGGCACUGGGGCAGGUCCGUGGAUUCUGCAGUGUCUCUGUACGGCCAAAUCAGGAUGCCUACGAAAAGCUGCUGCUCCAGCUCCAAGGUGGAGAGGUCACGACAGGGGACUCCUUCUACGUGCGAGUCAACCUGUCCCUGCCGGGUGGGGCCACGGGGGCUCUGGCGGUGAAGUGCAACGACAUCCUGCAAGUGACAGACACACGUCAGGGUGCCAAAGGCUUCUGGCAGGCCAGUCACGUCCACCCUUGCAACCUGAAGAACCUGAAGUGCGGCACCGUCCCCAACUACUACAGAGCUCAACGACUGCUGAUCAGAGCUAUAGAGGACAUGACCCAAUUCAAUCCACAAAAGAGGAUGGACCGGUGCCAGAGUCGGGAGGAGCAGAAGGCUGUGCGAAUCGUCAGCACAGGACGAGUGGGCCACAACCCUCUCUGGAUGUGUGUGGUGGAAGACAGAGCUGGAGAAAAUAAGGAAGGGGAAAGCAGUGCACCUGGGGGCUGUAUCACGCUAAUGCCUUACACCCUGGUCACGCCCCACCAUCCACCAGCCUCCCGCCCAGUCCUCCUACUUCCCACAAUCCAUGGCCUAAUCAUGAAUAAACGACUGGGUGAGCAGCCAGGAUUCCAACUGUGUGAACCAGAGGUUCUGAGUGCAAGCGAGUGUGCUGACCGGAUGCAGAAGGCAGAGAUCCUGGACAACUGCGGGCAGGUCGCCUGUCCCUGCUACACUGUGCAGAGUGUGGAGAAGGUGAUAAAGCAGGGUCUUCACUGUGUCCUCCCCCUUGGACUAGACUGUGUCAGACGUCUGCACAGAGCUGAGAUCUUUCCCAUCGUGAUUUUCAUUACAUCAUCUGACCGCAGCGUUCGCAAACUCAGGCACAAGCUCCAUCGACAGGGACUGACUGAGGAGCAGCUUCUGGAGUGCUCCCGCAAUGAGAAACCUCUCUUGGAUAAACUGCCCUGCCUGUACCGCACCGUGCCCCCUGACAGCUGGAGCGACAGUGCCACCCUGCUGGCCAUGCUGCGCACCAUUGUCCUGGAGGAGCAGAGCAAGAUUGUGUGGGUCGAACCUGACCUCUGGUAAUGGGGCACAGAGAGCUCAGAUGAUAGAUCUUUCAAAACUUAUUCUUAAUGUGUUAUUCUUAUGUGCCUUACUGUUCUUCUAAUUUUUGAAAUUUUGAGGUGCUGGUAAGGAAUUUCUGAGACGUGGUGCAAGAUUAGCUUUGUAACAUGAAGUCUUGAGGCCCAUAGCAAAAAAGAGGGAUGACAGACUGUCUCUUGGGUACAUGUCUGACACUUUGCUAAAGGUCUUUUAAUUACACUGUCUAGUGAGUGUGGAAAGUCUACCUGCCAAUGUUAAUUUUUUUUACACUAAUAUGAAUGAAUUUCAGUGUUAAACUUUUCAUGCAUACAUAUAUAUACUUUCCUAAUUACAAUAGCUCAAUUUGGAGACUGGGCACUUUAAUAUUUUCAGUUAGUUACGAAGAACUCACAUACUAGGGUAACAUGUAUGAGAUGUUAAGGUUUUCUUUAAGUAUUAACUUAUUUAACAUUUGAAAUGAACUUUUUUUCCCAGUACCCUAAAAGCCAACUUUUGAUGGCUUUACAGUAUAUUUUGUAAAGGUAAAGUGUGUCUAGAACUGUUUCGUUACAACAAAUCCAUGCAUAAUGUUCUAUUACAGCAAGAAUGUGGAUGCAGCAGUGUGAGGGAACUUCCCUCAUUACACUUACGUUGGACACCAUAAAAAUUGUGCAAUAUUCCUCCUGUUGCCCAGACAGAACUUUAGUUUCAUUCUAUGAAUGCAGCCUCAAGGAAACAGAAAUAUACUCAUAAUGAAAUACACAAAGCACAUUGUCAGAAUCUUUGGAAUGUUUCUGUGAGUGCAAUGGUGUCAUUGCUGUGUGUACUGUCAAUGCGCCAUAAUUUCUUCAAAACCAAAGAGCCCGGCUGAUUUUCCAGGUGGGUGUGAAAACAAAGGUGUGACAGUCUGAGACUUUGUGCAUGUUUGAAAUGCAAACUGUAAGGGCUCAAAGGUUGUUCCAUAUAAUGAGUUUUGUUACACAUUUGCUUUUGUUCUGUUACAUUCUUUUAACCAAUUAAAAAUGUAAUUGCUUGUCAAUACAGGGUUAA
Scleropages formosus (Asian bonytongue) is the source of this 4187-nucleotide messenger RNA. It is a transcript of the gene card14, whose product is annotated as caspase recruitment domain family, member 14. Gene Ontology annotation, cellular component: cytoplasm. Gene Ontology annotation, molecular function: CARD domain binding. Bases 186 to 3140 code for a protein of 984 amino acids. The transcript is spliced from 21 exons. Lineage: Eukaryota; Metazoa; Chordata; Actinopteri; Osteoglossiformes; Osteoglossidae. The record is from RefSeq and is a predicted model, not a curated record. Gene Ontology annotation, biological process: regulation of apoptotic process.